AAGAGUCACCAAAGUGCCAGCCCACACGGCACACCCAACUCUCUAUCUCCCACUCCUGAUUGUUGUCUCUGCGAAGUUUCUCUCUACAUGCAGAGAGUUGUCUCUCAAUCGAAAGGGUGAGAGAGAUGCAAAUGAUCAAAAGAGCGUCAUCUGCCAUGGCUUCCAUUCCCUGCUCUAGGGUGAGGAGUGAGCUUUGUUUAAGGCCAGGUAUGAGACAACUUUGCCUCAGAAAAGGGCUUGUGUUUGGAUUUUUGCACUUGUUGUCAACACCUUUAAAAACUUUGCGUGGAGCUAGUCGAUCGCUGAGAGUUACUCAAUUUUGCAAUGUUUCGAGCAUGUCUUCCUCAUUGCAAAUCGAGUUGGUGCCAUGUCUCAGGGACAACUAUGCAUAUCUUAUACAUGAUAUGGAUACAGGCACAGUAGGAGUAGUUGAUCCUUCUGAGGCUGUACCUGUUAUAGAUGCUUUGAGUAGGAAAAACCGAAAUUUGACCUAUAUAUUGAAUACACAUCAUCAUCAUGACCACAUUGGUGGGAACGAGGAAUUGAAAGCUAGAUAUGGUGCGAAGGUUAUUGGUUCGGGAGUCGACAAGGAUAGGAUUCCCGGCAUUGAUAUGGUUUUAAAUGAUGGAGACAAGUGGAUGUUUGCUGGUCAUGAAGUGCUUGUAAUGGAUACUCCUGGUCACACUCGAGGUCAUAUUAGCUUCUACUUUUCUGGGCCGGGGUCAAUGUUCACAGGGGACACUUUGUUGAGCUUAUCUUGUGGAAGGCUUUUUGAAGGAACCCCUGAACAGAUGCUUGCUUCCCUCAGAAAAAUAAUUUCCUUGCCAGAUGAUACAAAAAUAUAUUGUGGUCAUGAAUAUACACUGAGCAAUUCAAAAUUUGCUUUGUCUGUAGAGCCCAAUAACCGAGCACUUCAGUCUUAUGCAGCCCAUGUAGCUCAACUUCGUAACAAGGGCUUGCCUACUAUUCCAACUACUCUGAAGAUGGAGAAGGCGUGUAAUCCAUUUCUUCGCACUUCAAGUAUAGAAAUUCGACAGUAUUUAGAUAUUCCCACAACGGCAAGUGAUGCAGAAGCCUUGGGGGCCAUUCGUCGGGCAAAAGAUAGUUUUUAACUCCCUAUUGAAACCUUGGUUGUACAGGAGAGGAGAGGCAAGCACAUCCACAUUCUGGACAUGCCAAUGUUCACAAUGUCAAUAUAUUUUAGAUAAUUCAAAGUUGUUCUUGAAAUGUUUCAUGUUAAUUUUCCAUGUUACAAAGUAAUCGCUUUAUAUUUUGUCAAUAACAAAUGCUUCGUGGUAAAUCUUCUUGUUCAUUUCUUUUGGCAAGAGAACUGUUUUCUUUUAUCCGACAUCUGUAGUAACUUAAUGUAUUCUGACAUUUGUAAA
This is a messenger RNA of Tripterygium wilfordii, 1385 nucleotides long. RefSeq names its product probable hydroxyacylglutathione hydrolase 2, chloroplastic. The coding region runs from base 126 to 1112 and encodes 328 amino acids. The record is from RefSeq and is a predicted model, not a curated record. Lineage: Eukaryota; Viridiplantae; Streptophyta; Magnoliopsida; Celastrales; Celastraceae. The transcript is spliced from 8 exons. Gene Ontology annotation, molecular function: hydroxyacylglutathione hydrolase activity.